GAGGGCCGUUUCGUAUAUGACACCGCUCCGUGUAUGAGGAAGUCACAUAGUUUAGUCUCAGUGCGAGUUAUCAGUUCUGCUAGAGAGUCCUAACCUUCAGGUCUGCAUCCCUGGGGCAGCCAGCAUGGGGCAGAUAGAGUGGGCGAUGUGGGCCAACGAGCAGGCCUUGGCGUCCGGGCUGAUUCUGAUGACCGGAGGCAUUGUAGCGGUUGCCGGACAGUUUAAAGGCUGGGAAUUUGGUGCAUACGCGAUAGCGGCAGGAGUCUUCGUCACCCUUUUGGAGUACCCCCGAAGCAAGAGAAAGAAGGGGUCCACGAUAGAGCGAUGCGGCCAGAAGUGCAUGACCUCGGUUCUGAAGGUGUUUGGGCCCCUCACCCGUAAUUACUAUGUCCGCGCCGUCCUACACGCAGGUCUGGCGGUACCUGGAGGAUUCAUCCUGGCCACGAUUUUAGGCACCGUGUGUCUCGGUAUAGCCAGCAUCAUCUAUUUCCUGGCUGCUCUUCGAGGGGAGGAGUGGCGUCCGAUCGAACUGAAACCCCCGUCAAAGCCAAGGGUUGCUGAAACGAUCAAACGGCCUCCUGAAAAUCCUCCUCCCCGUCCACCUCCAGAGGCGAGGAGGAAGCAGGUGGAAGAGGAUUCUUCUGGUGGAGGCUACACCAACCCCAUUCCGGUUAGCGAUGAAGUAUGACGUUCUCCAAGAGCUUGGUCCAUUUUGGCAGAAGGUCCUUCACCCUUCUAGACGCGUCCACGAGACAUUAUGAUGUAGGACCAAAAGAACUUGGUGGAUAAUCCAAGCGACUUGUUACUGUAUCUCACCUGCUUUCUCUAAGUGCCUUGAAAAGACGACAGAAGUGCGACGGUGUGACGGUGUCCGAAAAAACACGACACAAGGAUGGACUCUGAUGUCAUCCAAGCUCUAGAUUUCUUACAUAUUAUCAGGGAGCCAGGGUUAGAAGGUUUUUUGUGUUAACGUUUACCUCUUGUUGACAAAAUUCCCUCCUGUCCAUGCGCAUUUAUUGCCUAUAUUGUUACAGAAGCUUGCAAAAAGUCGACCGUGCCACAACACGUAAACCUGUGUGAAUGCCGCUUCCAGGUACCUCUGAUCCCAUCAAACAUAACCCAUCGCACAUUAUGUGGCCGCUCAAUAAUGUCCCGCUGAGGGCACAGGGGUGCCUUUUUACAUGUCAUCACAAUGAGAGUAAUCUUCCUGGCUCAAAUGUUGAACUAUAAGCAUGGCUGAAGGUCAGAAUAGUCACCCGACAUCGACACCUUGUAGAAGGGAGUGUAACCCGCACCUUAUUAAUGUCGCUGAACGGAAUCCAGACAAUUUCUAUAUAUGUGCUACAAGCUGCUUAAAUAAUAAAAGUGUUGCAUAAA
This is a messenger RNA of Spea bombifrons (plains spadefoot toad), 1377 nucleotides long. RefSeq names its product cytochrome b-245 light chain. Gene Ontology annotation, cellular component: NADPH oxidase complex. The coding region runs from base 125 to 688 and encodes 187 amino acids. Lineage: Eukaryota; Metazoa; Chordata; Amphibia; Anura; Pelobatidae. The transcript is spliced from 6 exons. Gene Ontology annotation, molecular function: heme binding. Gene Ontology annotation, biological process: superoxide anion generation. The record is from RefSeq and is a predicted model, not a curated record.